GCACUGAUGAAGCGUGGCUAGCAAUAUCGCCAAAGUGCUCUGAACUGGUUGAACAGGUUAUGAAACUGGUUAAACUGGAUGAGUGCGUCUCUGGAAGUGAGAGGUUAUUAGUAGCUUCUGUAACACAGGCUUCAAGGAGAAUAAUAUUAAAGUUAUUAUUGUCCCUUUCUAUUGCGACUGAUCAUUCUGUGAUGGAGGACAUUGAACUCAAUAAUGUACAGCAUCUUAUACGCUUGCUUUGUCUUGUGCAGGCUAAUCAUGUUGGCAUGGCAACUGAGAGAGGGGAGGAGCUUAAGGAAGUGAUUGGAUCAGCUAUUACUAGUAUUGUCAGUAAGAGUAGAGUGGGAGGAGCUGGAACACAAUUACUACAAGCUUGUUCUCGUGAUCUGUUAGCUGCUGCAGUAGGAGGCUCUCAGAUAUUAUCAAAGACUAAAAUCACUGAUAAAGAGUCAACUGAUCUCACUGUAUUGACUAACCCUAGCUUCUCUGUUAGCAAGAGUUGAGUACAGGCACUAACACUAGCAGUUGGGAAUAUACACAACAG
Amphimedon queenslandica is the source of this 544-nucleotide messenger RNA. RefSeq lists its product as uncharacterized. NCBI's taxonomy places the organism in Eukaryota, Metazoa, Porifera, Demospongiae, Haplosclerida, Niphatidae. The transcript is spliced from 2 exons. The record is from RefSeq and is a predicted model, not a curated record. The coding region runs from base 60 to 503 and encodes 147 amino acids.